This is a messenger RNA of Chaetura pelagica (chimney swift), 1989 nucleotides long. RefSeq names its product thimet oligopeptidase 1 (gene THOP1). NCBI's taxonomy places the organism in Eukaryota, Metazoa, Chordata, Aves, Apodiformes, Apodidae. The transcript has 12 exons. Gene Ontology annotation, biological process: proteolysis; peptide metabolic process. Gene Ontology annotation, cellular component: mitochondrial intermembrane space. The annotation marks the transcript as partial. Gene Ontology annotation, molecular function: metalloendopeptidase activity. The record is from RefSeq and is a predicted model, not a curated record.
GACCUGAGCGCCGAGCAGAUCGAGGCCUUGGCCGCCGAGCUCACCGAGAGCACCAAGCGGGUGUACGACCGGGUGGGCGCCCAGGAGCGGGGGGAGGUGUCCUACGAGAACACCCUCAAGGCCCUGGCGGACGUGGAGGUGGAAUACACGGUCCGCAGGAACAUGCUGGACUUCCCCCAGCAUGUCUCUCCUUGCAAAGCCAUCCGGGCUGCCAGCACCGAGGCCGACAAGAAGCUCUCUGAGUUCGACGUGGAGAUGAGCAUGAGGCAGGACGUGUACCAGAGGAUUGUCUGGCUCCAGGAGAAAGCAGAGAGUGCUUCCCUGAAGCCUGAAGCCAAGAGAUACCUGGAGAGGCUGAUCAAACUGGGCAAAAGAAAUGGUCUCCAUCUCCCUGAGGAAACACAGGAGAAAAUCAAAGCUAUUAAGAAGAAGUUGAGUGUCCUUUGCAUCGACUUCAACAAGAACCUCAACGAAGACACUACUUACUUGCCCUUCUCAAGGGAGGAACUAGGGGGGCUCCCUGAGGACUUCCUGAACUCCCUGGAGAAGACAGAGGAUGGCAAACUGAAAGUCACCUUGAAAUACCCACACUAUUUCCCUCUCCUGAAGAAGUGCUACGUCCCUGAGACGAGGAGGAAGGUGGAGGAGAUGUUCAACUCCAGGUGCAAAGAGGAGAACUGCCUGAUCCUCAAGGAGCUGGUGGACCUGCGUGCUCAGAAGGCUGAUCUGCUGGGCUUCCCCACACACGCCGACUUCGUGCUGGAGAUGAACAUGGCGAAGAACAGCGGGACGGUGGCGGCUUUCCUGGACGAGCUGGCCCAGAAGCUGAAACCCCUCGGGGAGAAGGAACGAGCUGUGAUCCUGGACCUGAAGAAGAAGGAGUGCGAGAAGCGGGGCCUGGAGUUCGACAACCGCAUCAACGCCUGGGACAUGCGCUACUACAUGAACCAGGUGGAGGAGACCAAGUACAGCGUGGACCAGAACCUGCUGAAGGAGUACUUCCCCAUGCAGGUGGUCACCAUGGGGCUGCUGGCCAUCUACCAGGAGCUGCUGGGGCUCACCUUCCACCUGGAGGAGAAGGCUCAGGUGUGGCAUGAGGACGUCCAGCUCUACACGGUGAAGGACACCUCCUCUGGGGAGACCAUUGGCAAGUUCUACCUGGACCUGUACCCACGGGAAGGGAAGUACGGACACGCCGCCUGCUUCGGGCUGCAGCCCGGCUGCCUCCUGCCCGACGCCCGGCGCCAGAUCUCCGUGGCUGCCAUGGUGGCCAAUUUCACCAAGCCCACAUCAGAUGCCCCUUCCCUGCUCCAGCACGACGAGGUGGAGACCUACUUCCACGAGUUUGGACACGUCAUGCACCAGCUCUGCUCUCAGGCUGAGUUUGCCAUGUUCAGUGGGACACACGUGGAGCGGGACUUUGUGGAGGCGCCGUCCCAGAUGCUGGAGAACUGGGUGUGGGAGAAGGAGCCGCUGCUGCGCAUGUCCCGGCACUACAAGACCGGCAGCCCCAUCCCUGACGAGCUGCUGGACAAGCUCAUUAAAUCCCGUCAGGCCAACACGGGGCUCUUCAACCUGCGACAGAUCGUCCUGGCCAAGGUGGACCAGGCCCUGCACACCCAGACCAAGGCAGACCCUGUGGAGGUGUUUGCCCAGCUGUGUGAGGAGGUGCUGGGUGUUCCUGCCACCCCAGGAACAAACAUGCCUGCUACCUUUGGCCACUUGGCUGGUGGCUACGAUGCCCAGUACUAUGGCUACCUCUGGAGCGAGGUGUUCUCCAUGGACAUGUUCCACACACGCUUCAAGCAGGAGGGGAUCAUGAACUGUAAGGUGGGCAUGGACUACAGGAAUUGCAUCCUGCAUCCUGGUGGUUCCCUGGAUGCUUCCGACAUGUUGAGGAAGUUCCUGGGCCGUGAGCCCAAGCAGGAAGCCUUCCUGGCCAGCAAGGGACUGAAGGUGGAGAGCAACUCGCUGCCUUCAGCCUGCUGA